Molecule: messenger RNA, 1780 nt
Organism: Saccostrea cuccullata (small rock oyster)
Lineage: Eukaryota; Metazoa; Mollusca; Bivalvia; Ostreida; Ostreidae
Product: queuine tRNA-ribosyltransferase catalytic subunit 1-like
Exons: 10
Cellular component (GO): cytosol
Molecular function (GO): tRNA-guanosine(34) queuine transglycosylase activity
Source: RefSeq, a predicted model, not a curated record
AUGGCUACUCAACGAACACAUGCUCUUUCAUUCAAAAUAUUGGCAGAAUGUUCAACAACAAAAGCAAGAGCCAGUCUUAUGAAACUUCCUCAUGCCACAGUCGAUACACCUGUAUUUAUGCCUGUUGGUACCCAAGGAACGUUGAAAGGUCUCGUACCUGAUCAAUUGCGGGAGUUAGACUGUCGGAUUGUGUUGGGGAACACCUACCACUUGGGUCACAGACCGGUUUGUAAUGAUGACAGCUGAAAAAGUUCUGGUUUACACAAGUUUAUGAAAUGGGAUAGGGCUCUUUUAACUGACAGUGGAGGCUUCCAGAUGGUGUCUCUCCUAAAACUGGCAGAAAUCACAGAAGAAGGAGUCAAAUUCCAGUCUCCUCAUGAUGGUUCAGAGAUGAUGUUGACCCCAGAACACUCAAUACAUAUACAAAAUGCUAUAGGUGCUGAUAUCAUUAUGCAGUUAGAUGAUGUUGUACACAGCUGUAUAACAGGCCCUAGGGUAGAGGAGGCAAUGUACAGAACAAUCAGAUGGCUAGACAGAUGUUUAAAAGCUCACAAAAGACCACAUGACCAAAACAUAUUUCCUAUUGUGCAAGGUGGUCUGGAUAGUGGUUUUACGUUGCAUGUCAUUACAGAGUUAACAAAGAGAGAUGUACCAGGCUUUGCUAUUGGUGGUUUAAGUGGAGGAGAAUCAAAGGAUGAAUUCUGGAGAAUGGUGGACAUUUCAACAGAUCAUUUACCUAGAGACAAACCACGCUACUUGAUGGGAGUAGGGUUUGCUGUUGACCUGGUGGUAUGUGUGGCUCUGGGAUGUGAUAUGUUUGACUGUGUUUUUCCUACCAGAACUGCUAGGUUUGGAAAUGCGUUGACAUCUACAGGAACCUUAGUUCUACACAGGUCAGAGUUUGCUGAAGAUUUUCAUCCAAUCGAGGAAGACUGUUCAUGUACAACUUGUAAGAACUACACACGGGCUUAUCUACACAGUAUAGUGGAAAAUGAGGCUGUGUCAUGUUCUCUUAUCACGACACACAAUGUAGCAUACCAGCUACGACUGAUGAGGACGAUGCACAAGAAGAUUGUGGAAGACAAGUUCCCCGAGUUUAUUCAGGACUUUUUUAACAAACUCUAUCCAGAUGGUGAUUUCCCACAGUGGGCAGUCGAUGCUCUAGCUUCUGUCAAUGUCCAGCUUAAAAAUUCCUGAUACUGGUUUCAAAGACUAGAAAACAGAAACAAUGAAAAGGUGAAAUUAUUAAUUGACUGUGUCAGCAACAAAAGCCUAUUCCUGAAAUUUUCAUCAAUUAUUUGCCAGGAACUGGAUGAAUAGACAGCAAGUAUCCUUGAAAAGAGAUGUGUGCAAUAUUACCAAGGUGGUUAGUAUGGGACUAUGGGUAUUGUCUGGCAUCCACACAAUACUGAUUAUUAAUUUAACUAAUUGCAAGUAUGGUGUAAUGAUAGAAUUAACUGGAUUUCACAAUCUGAUACCCAAUUUUAGUUUGUCAGUUUAUGUAACUGAAUCAGAUAGAGCAAUAUAUAUUUCAUCAGCUAUUUUGAAAUGUCAGUAUUUGUUAGCAAUUAGUCAGGUUAUAAAUAUGAAUUAGCUAUGUUAAGAUCCAUCUUUUUAAUGCAUAGAAUGAAGUGACUCUGAGCGUUAACUUCAAAUACACAGCCGUCAGGCUUGAACUGUUAUUUGAAUCCAUUUUACUGUCAGAGGAAAAAAAGUGAAACAUGUUCUGCACAAGAAAAACUGUGAGCCAUUUUUAUAUACAGGAAAUUUUGCAGGUGAA